AUGGCGGGAAUGGAAGAGCUCGAGAUUCACAGCAAAUCCUACCUCGUGCGAUGGGUCAAUGUCAGAGGCGGCCAUACAAUCUCCUGGAGUAUCCAACCACACAAGAAAUCCAUCAACUUCGGCAUCUUCAAACGUCUCGGCCAGCCAACUCCCUCUGGUUCGACCACUACAACGACAACGACUACUACGAACCACGAUUCGCAUAGUGAGCUAGAUUUAUCAUCUACAGACAAUCUACCGGCCUCCGCCUUGAUUGACAAGCUUCGCGGCGCUGGACUGAAACCGAUACAAUGGGUAGGAAAAUGCGAAGCCGAUAAGAUUUCACAAGGGACAUGCGAUGUACCGCUCAAUGAAGGUGGGAAUUAUGCAUUAGUCUUUGAUAAUACCUUUUCCAAAACGACGGGAAAAAUGGCGACGUUUGUUCUCGUGACAUAUCCUACUGCCACGCCGCCGCAAUCCGUACACCAAGUUCAUCCACCGCACGCAUUGGCCUCGGUCAAUAAUAUUGGCGCGCCCGGGAAUCGCGUCUCGCCCAGGUUGCGACCUACGAAUAGUUCAAGUACAUCGAUCGAUAAUCCCCGUCCAGCGGCCAAGGGAGGCCGUUCCGUGUCUGGCGGCAAGUCGAUUAAGCAGCGUCCAAACAGCAAUAGCGUAUCCUCCAUCAAUGGCGCGCCGGAAUUGGUGCAUACGGGUAUAUUACAAAAGCGACGUCGAAAGCGACACCAGGGGUGGGCCCGUCGAUUUUUCUCGCUUGAUUAUGCGUCUUCUACAUUAUCGUACUAUCAUGAUCGCAAUUCUUCGGCGCUUCGUGGCGCGAUUCCGCUCAAUUUGGCAGCUGUCGCAGCCAAUGCUGCUCGACGGGAAAUUUCUAUUGAUUCUGGGGCUGAGAUAUGGCAUUUGCGCGCAAACAACGAGACGGAUUUUGCUGCAUGGACGGCUGCGUUAGAGAAGGCGUCAAAACAAAGCAAGGAAGAUAAGACAGCAAGACCAGCAUCGCCGACGUUGCAGAUUCCUUCGCAUUCAGCGUCGCGCACUCUACCGAAUCCCGCGGAGGAUCUUGAAUGGGAGCAGAUUGAAAGUCUUGUUAGCAAAAUCUCAGGGUCGAGGGAUGCUGUGCGUCGACUUGCAAAGGAUACGGAUCCUAAAUAUUUUACGUCUUCUGCAUCUUCCGCACCUCUACCACCUCUGGAACGACGACGAUCACAAAGCCCGCAUCUUCAAGCAAGUCCAGCUGAUGGCUCCCCUGUGAACGGGGAGGACUACUUUGGUGAUUCUCAUCAUAAAAGACCAUUUUGGAAACGCAAAACCAGUAGCAAUACUACUAGUGGCUCUGCAAAACGACAACCAAACGGCACUACACAUUUGGCCACGCCUAGCCCGUCGACCGAUGCAUUCCCGGUAACUGCUACUGAAGAUCGCAAACCGAGGAGUGUAAUCAGUCACCACACGGACAAAGACGAUGAUAUCCAUGAAAAUCUAAUGGCUAUUCUUCGUGAUCUCGACAAGACGGUUGUGGAGUUUACCACUCUCAUUGCAGAGAGCAAAGAGAGACGACACCCGCAGACGACGACGAUUAGUUCGCGGGUUAGUAUGGACUCGGAAGCGUCACAGGAAUUCUUCGAUGCCGAAGCUGGUCCGACAUCUCCUCUUCUCACAAUACAGCAUGAUUCAGAUGUCGAGGCGGAAAAUGAAGACGAAGAAGAGGAUGUCGAUGACGAUGCCCUUUCGUCUUGUAGUGAAGGCGAUACUCGCAGCGAUUUACGCAAGGGCAUUCAAAAGGAAAGCUCUGCAUUCUUGUUCCCUGGGAAACCAAAAUCAAUGAUUCCGUUGCCUUUGGACAGGGUCCAAAGACGGAACAUUGUUCCUGCUCCAACAGUACCCCCGCCAAGUCUAAUAGGAUUCUUGCGGAAGAACGUCGGCAAGGAUUUAUCCGCUGUUUCCAUGCCAGUGACUGCCAACGAGCCAUUAUCCCUCUUACAAAGAGCAGCCGAAUGCAUGGAAUACUCAACACUGCUUGACAAAGCAGCUAGUGCCAUCGACGGCCUCGAACGACUCGUCUACGUAACAGCCUUUGCACUCUCCCCCCUUUCCUCAGCCCGCGUCAAAGACCGCGCAAUCCGCAAACCAUUUAACCCUCUACUCGGAGAAACCUUCGAACUAGUCCGCGAAGACCGCGGAUUCAGAAUGAUUGUCGAAAAGGUCUCCCAUCGACCAGUUCAAUUAGCCUAUCAAGCCGACAGUCAUUACUGGAGUUUAACGCAAUCACCCAAACCCACGCAAAAAUUCUGGGGCAAAUCCGCUGAAAUCAACACGGAUGGUAAAACGAGACUGAGCCUUCAUUCUAGUGGUGAUCAUUUCAGUUGGGGGAACGCCACCUCUUUCCUGCGAAAUAUCAUCGCAGGCGAAAAAUACGUCGAACCAGUCGGCGAAAUGGUCGUUGUCAACGAGACAACAGGUCAAAAGACAAUCACCACUUUCAAAGCUGGAGGGAUGUUUUCGGGGCGAAGCGAAGAAAUCACCGUAAAAGCCUUUGAUGUCCACGGCAAUGAAUUACCGUUGGGCUUGGCGGGCACGUGGACGAAUUCAUUACAAUUAACAGAACACGGCUCAACAACCAACAAAACCAUCUGGUCCGUCGGUCCCCUCGUCGACCAAGCCGCUAAACGUUAUGGAUUCCCCGUCUUUGCUGCCACACUCAACGAAACUACACCCAUUGAAUACGGUAAACUUCCACCCACAGAUUCAAGACUCAGACCCGAUCAACGCGCCCUGGAGAAUAAUGAGAUCGAUGCCGCGGAAGAUCUCAAAGCGAAACUGGAAGAGAAACAGCGUGAACGAAGAAAGGAGCUUGAAGAUAUAGGCGGUGUAUAUAAACCCAGAUGGUUUUUGCGGGUUGAUACGCCGGAGAUUCUGAGUCAGAGUGGUAGUGGGACAGAGGAAGUGAUUUGGAAACUCAAAACGGGUAGAGAUGGGUAUUGGGAGGAGAGGGCGAGGGGGGAGUGGAAUGGGGUUGUGCCUAUAUUUAAGCUGUAGAUUGCUUCUACUACAUAUCAAGAAGGGGGAUGAUAUUCCUAGGUAGUAACUAGGCCGACGUUUGGAUCUGGAUUUUGUUUGAUUUUGUGAUUGUGACAUGUUAAUAGGCACUUUAUAUACCCCCGGUUUUCUUAUAUAGUUUCUCCCCUCUGAAUAGGUAUACAGUUAUAAUAGUCACUACUUCAAUUCAGUUGAUCUCC
Talaromyces stipitatus ATCC 10500 is the source of this 3233-nucleotide messenger RNA. Its product is annotated as oxysterol binding protein (Osh3), putative. Bases 1 to 3033 code for a protein of 1010 amino acids. NCBI's taxonomy places the organism in Eukaryota, Fungi, Ascomycota, Eurotiomycetes, Eurotiales, Trichocomaceae. Gene Ontology annotation, molecular function: sterol binding. The record is from RefSeq and is a predicted model, not a curated record. Gene Ontology annotation, biological process: ER to Golgi ceramide transport; piecemeal microautophagy of the nucleus; endocytosis. Gene Ontology annotation, cellular component: perinuclear endoplasmic reticulum; cytosol; intracellular membrane-bounded organelle. The transcript is spliced from 2 exons.